AUGGCGAAAAUCUGCGAUCGUUGUUACAAAGAACGCCAAGCAACGAAAAAACAAGAUGCCAUUGAUUCAGGGCAGCAACUCCUGGUCGAGCCGCCUCGCAAAUGCAAGGAAGACGGAUGCACCAAUGCUGCACCGAUUGGUGGUAAAGGUGGCCUCUAUUGUGAAAUGCACCGCAAUAAGAUAAACUCUGCCAAGCAGGUGGAAGCCGGUCGAGCUCCUGUUACUGCCGACACAAGGAGGUGCAAGCAGGACGGUUGCGAAAACCCAGCACCGCUGGGAUCUGGUGGACUUCUUUGCAAGUCGUGCGUUCACGCGAAGCAGCGGGUUACUCGACCAGACAGAAAUGGAAAGGCGAAAGCAAAGUCAGUGGAGCAGCCUGGCGACGAUUCUGAUAUCAGCAURGAUAUGGAAGAUGGGGAGUGCGACUGA
Molecule: messenger RNA, 429 nt
Organism: Ramularia collo-cygni
Lineage: Eukaryota; Fungi; Ascomycota; Dothideomycetes; Mycosphaerellales; Mycosphaerellaceae
Exons: 1
Coding region: 1-429 (142 amino acids)
Source: RefSeq, a predicted model, not a curated record